This is a messenger RNA of Trichomonas vaginalis G3, 696 nucleotides long. RefSeq names its product MULE transposase domain-containing protein. The transcript has a single exon. Bases 1 to 696 code for a protein of 231 amino acids. Lineage: Eukaryota; Parabasalia; Trichomonadida; Trichomonadidae. The record is from RefSeq and is a predicted model, not a curated record.
AUGGUUAAGAGUCAUUCUCCGGAUGAUCUCAUCGAGUUUAUUCACGAGCCAGAUCGUAUGAUUUUCUAUUACGCCCCAUUCGAAGCAAAUGCUUUUUCACAUCAAAUACAAACUUAUCACAUUGAUUCCACUUAUAAGCUCUUGCGCUCUCGCAUACCAUUUUAUGCCGUCACUGGCAAAUUCGCGGAAUCAAUUGUUUUUCCGUUUUUGUAUUUUUUCGUUUGGCCCGACACAAGUGAAAAUAUACAAGUUUGUCUCACAGCAUAUUUUGGCUCCAUCAAUCGCGAACCAUCUUAUUUUUCAAUGGACUGCGCACCUCAAAUCACAAAUGCUGUUGAAACAGCCAUCCCUUUAUGCCAGAUCAUUUGGUGUGGCGUUCAUGUGUUGCGCGCUGUCAUGAGAAAGGCUGAAAAGUUUCAAGAUCGUUCCAACUUCGAAACUUUCUAUAACUUAAUGAAGUUAUUGGUCUUUGGUUCUGAAGAGGAAGAAAUUGAUCCUGAUGAAGUUUACAACAAUUUAGAAGAAAUUUUAAAUGAGGAACCUGCUGCCCGUGAAUACUUUGACCGACAGUGGCGCCAUCAUCUUGACAGGUGGAUGCUUCGCUAUAGAAAUGAAGGAGAUGGAACAAACAACAUCUCGGAAUCACAUUUCAAGGUUUUGAAGCACCAGUACUUCCCAGAAAGGCGAAAUCUUUGA